This is a messenger RNA of Perkinsus marinus ATCC 50983, 2055 nucleotides long. RefSeq lists its product as hypothetical. Lineage: Eukaryota; Perkinsozoa; Perkinsida; Perkinsidae. Bases 1 to 2055 code for a protein of 684 amino acids. The transcript has 2 exons. The record is from RefSeq and is a predicted model, not a curated record.
AUGUCAAUAACAGAGAGUACCUCGUCUGUGCCACCGCCGGGCCGUGGGUCUCGUCGAACAUCAUUGGAGGGGAUAAUUAUAGAGACAAGGCAAACUCUGCGAUGGCUUGGUUCGACUAUACAGGCUGUUGACAAUAGGAGAGUUCGAAUAGUUUAUCUGUGCGCUUCGGCCACCGGCAUCUCUGGGGUUUGCCUUAUUGCUUCAAUCUAUUCCUUCGCGCAAGUGGAGGUUCCUGUUCCACCUAAUCCGAAACAGCUGGUUGAUGCUAAUCCUGAUCUGGUCUUCAUCCCACCCGAGGUCGAAUAUGUAUCCGAUCCUUGGAGUAUCUUCGCUGCGAUUGUCUACGGCCUUGUCGCACUCGCUGCUGGGGUGAUGCUGCUGAGGAGAUUCAAUAUGCUCUUCAAAACCCUCUUGAAGACCUCUACUGUAUCGAAAGCUUUGCGCAGAUCUUCGGCUUAUAGGACGCGUUUGAGCGGCGGCAAUAAUAUACGGCCCAUGAACGAGCCAGAAGAGUCUGUCAAGGAACCGAAUGCUCUGACGAAGGCUGCGAAGACGCUAGUCAUGACUUCCGAUAAAUUCGAAAUCUCAGGCGAGUGGUUCUGGUAUCGACACGUGGCUUCGGAGACUCUUGAAGUUACAAUGCAGCUAUUGCAGCUAGUCAGCUUUGGAGGUUCAACGUGGUCUGAUAGUGAAGGUGCUACUGGCGUUGUAAAACCACCAGGGACCAUUAUGGCUCAAGCAUGUCUUCUGGCAUUCAAUAUUACCUUCGCACCCAUGGUAUACUUCUAUCAGAAUAGGCUCAUUGCACUGGGUGGUGAUGUCCUCUCUGAUAUUGGCUACGUAUUGGUUCAAUUGAGCGCUAUCAGCUCUGUGCAGAACCCUCGUUCAUGGCACGUGCUACGGGCGAAGAACUUCAUGGCUUUGCUAACGAGUGUUUUCCCGUUCGGCCAGUCAUUGCAUGACAUCCACUCUAUGUGGGACUAUCUGAUGCUUUCGGCGAGCGGUCGAGCUUCAUGUAACGAAAGGAACAGGUCAUUCAGCAUUUGUCGUAUGGCAAUAGCCUGGGUGUUGUCUCUCUCGCUGAGUAUUGCUCUCAUAUCGUUCACUGCUUAUCAAGAGUAUGGUUGGGAUUGCGACGCUGAGGUGGUCAACUACAGUAAGGACUGUCACAUACAAGUGCAUCCUCUGCUGGCUUUCCCUUCUUGUGACUGCCGUAUGGUUCAUCUCACUCCUGAUGAGAACUGCUCUAUUCCGAUAGUUGAUCGCAUUCAAUCGUACACGAGGAUUGAGUAUUUCUCAAGCGCUCCAAGAGAAUGGUUACAGACCUGUGAUUUCACCUUUGGGCAGACAGAACUCAACGCAUUGGAGAUUUAUGGAGAUUCUCUCACAUCUGUUAUGCUACCAAACGCUGACGGCGUUACUCAAAUCGACUUGAGAGGGCUGGCGAACCUACAGGUCCUUUCAGUGACCUUUGACGAAGUCAGCUUUAUCUCACCUGCAUUCAUACGAGAUUCGCCCAAGCUGAGGUUUCUCAGUUUCGAGGUUAACAAGAUUGAGUCGUUGCCAUCUAACAUCCGGCAACUUCAACAUCUCGAAGAGCUAGUGCUGAAUAUCAACCCCAUUUGCUCUAAUGCGACGGCUUUAGAAGAGUUCACCUCAGUACCCAUAGUUUGUACUGACUCGACGGGAACCAAUUCUACAGAGCGUUGUGCAGUACGGGCCGAUGGGUCUGACGAUCCUGGCGAGUUGCUAAUCAUAAGGGCUUGUCAGCAGCUAGCAUCGACCGGAUAUACAGCGGAGUGCAAACCUCAGUGUCCACCUGUUGUUUCCAUCGUGAAACUGGUUGAUCUUGAUGGUGAUGGCGUUCUCAGCUACUCCGAGACAAUGUCGGCUUCGGUAUUGUUUGGAUUCGAUACGACGAUGAAUGAAGAGGAAAUGGCGUGUGCCAUCAACCGCUGUCCUGCCGUCAUAUCUCCUACUUAUGAUGGUGUCGGCUACCCUGUCACAGACGUGGCGUUCUUCGCGCUCGUGAGUUCUAGCGUUGAGAAUUCUUGA